Molecule: messenger RNA, 3377 nt
Organism: Limulus polyphemus (Atlantic horseshoe crab)
Lineage: Eukaryota; Metazoa; Arthropoda; Merostomata; Xiphosura; Limulidae
Product: probable global transcription activator SNF2L2
Exons: 24
Coding region: 102-2987 (961 amino acids)
Biological process (GO): positive regulation of transcription by RNA polymerase II
Cellular component (GO): nucleus
Molecular function (GO): ATP binding; ATP-dependent chromatin remodeler activity; histone binding
Source: RefSeq, a predicted model, not a curated record
AGAAGAGCCAACAAGAAGGACAAAUUGCCGCAGGAAGUGAAUCUCUUCAUGAAGGGCUUCUGGAUGAGAGCUCCCAGCAGAGCGAUCUUCGGGUUAAUGUUAUGGAGACAGCUACUGGGAAGAUGUUAAUAGGUGAUGAUGCACCACUGGCUAGUCAAUUAGAAGCUUGGUUGGAGAUGAAUCCUGGCUUCGAAGUAGCACCAAGAGAAAACAGCGAUGAAGAAGCGAGCAGUGAUGGAGAAUAUUCAUCUGAGGAAGAAGAAACAAAAGAAACACAUUCUUCAGCUAAUGAAACUGCGGAGAAUAAACCAAAGGAAGUAAUACAGGCUGCACAAGCUGAAGAUGACGAAUACAAGAAUUUCCCUGGUGGCUACCAAAAUUACUACAACAUUGCUCAUGCUAUCAGGGAUGAAGUUAAAGAACAGUCAGCUUUGUUGGUGAAUGGGCAGCUGAAGGAGUAUCAAAUUAAAGGCUUGGAGUGGCUGGUUUCCCUGUAUAACAACAACCUCAAUGGUAUUUUGGCAGAUGAAAUGGGCUUAGGAAAAACCAUUCAGACCAUUGCUCUUAUUACCCAUUUAAUGGAAAAAAAGAGAGUUAAUGGACCUUUUCUCAUUAUCGUCCCACUCUCGACCCUUUCAAACUGGAUGUUGGAGUUCGACAGAUGGGCACCUACAGUGAUUAAAGUAGCCUACAAAGGAUCUCCUAACAUCAGGCGACAAAUUGCGGGACAGAUGAGAAACAGCAAACUGAAUGUUCUCCUGACAACGUAUGAGUAUGUCAUCAAAGACAAAUCAGUUUUGGCAAAGAUUCGCUGGAAGUACAUGAUUAUCGAUGAAGGACAUCGAAUGAAGAACCACCACUGUAAGCUUACCCAGAUAUUGAACACGCAUUACACUGCACCACAUCGUCUUCUACUCACAGGAACUCCACUGCAGAAUAAACUUCCAGAACUCUGGGCUCUUCUAAACUUCCUUCUCCCAAGCAUCUUUAAAUCUUGUGCUACUUUUGAACAGUGGUUUAAUGCUCCUUUUGCUACUACUGGAGAGAAGGUGGAAUUAAACGAAGAAGAAACCAUCCUAAUCAUUCGACGACUCCAUAAAGUGCUACGUCCUUUCUUACUGAGACGCAUGAAGAAAGAGGUGGAAUCUCAGUUGCCGGAAAAGGUUGAGUAUGUUGUCAAGUGCGACAUGUCUGCCCUUCAACGGCUGCUAUAUCAACACAUGCAGAAUAAGGGUAUACUUCUGACUGACGGGUCAGAGAAGGACAAAAAGGGCAAAGGUGGAACUAAGACUCUAAUGAACACAAUCAUGCAGCUGAGAAAGAUCUGUAAUCACCCUUUCAUGUUCCAACACAUUGAAGAAGCUUAUGCUGAACAUCUAGGAAUAUCUGGGGGAAUAGUUCAUGGUCCUGACAUCUACAGAGUUUCUGGGAAAUUUGAACUUCUUGAUCGUAUAAUCCCUAAACUAUACACCAUGAACCACCGUAUCUUGCUCUUCUGUCAAAUGACAUCUUUAAUGACAAUUAUGGAGGAUUACAUGAAUUAUAGAGGUUAUAUGUAUUUGCGUCUGGAUGGUACAACCAAAGCUGAGGACCGAGGUCAACUCCUGGCAAAGUUUAAUGACCCCGGCUCUAAAUAUUUUGUGUUUCUUCUGAGUACCCGAGCUGGUGGACUGGGUUUGAACCUUCAAGCUGCAGACACUGUCGUUAUAUUUGACUCAGACUGGAAUCCACACCAGGAUUUACAAGCUCAAGACAGAGCCCAUCGAAUUGGACAGCAAAACGAAGUACGGGUGCUGAGGCUGGUUACUGUAAACUCGGUAGAGGAGAGGAUCCUGGCAGCUGCCAAAUACAAAUUGAACUUAGAUGAAAAAGUCAUUCAGGCUGGAAUGUUUGAUCAGAAGAGCACUGGAAAUGAGAGACGACGGUUCCUGAAAGCUAUUCUUUCUCAAGAUGAAGGAGAUGAAGAAGAAGAAGAUGAGGUCCCAGAUGAUGAAACUAUAAAUCAAAUGAUUGCUCGAAAUGAAGAGGAGUUUGAAUUAUUUCAGAAAAUGGACCUGGACAGAAGAAGAGAAGAAGCACGUAAUCCAAAACGGAAACCUCGUCUUCUGGAAGAAGAUGAGCUUCCAGCUUGGUUAGUGAAGGAUGAUGCUGAGGUGGAGAGACUGACUAAUGAGGAAGAGGAAGACAAGUUGUUUGGACGCGGAUCUCGUCAAAGAAAAGAAGUAGAUUAUUCAGACAACUUGACGGAGAGACAGUGGCUAAAGGCUAUUGAAGAAGGUAACCUUGAAGAGAUGGAAACUAGACGCAGAGUAAGGAAACAGCAGCAAGCUCCCAAAAAACGAAAAAGAGAGCUGGAGUUUGAUGACACAAAACCUAAAAAGAAACGUGGCAGGCCACCUUUGGAGAAAAUGUCUCCAAACCCUCCAAAAUUAACAAAACAAAUGAAAAAACUGAUCGAUAUUGUUAUAAAAUACAAAGACAGCGAUGAUCGGGUGUUAAGUGAAGCAUUUAUGUUGCUUCCACCGAGAAGAGAGUUUCCAGACUAUUAUGCUGUUAUCAAGAAACCUGUGGAUCUUCGCAAGAUUAGGCAAAGAAUUAGAGAACACCGUUAUCGUAACCUGGAUGAUCUGGAAAAUGACUUCAUGGUUAUGUGCAAGAAUGCCCAGACGUAUAACGUAGAAGGUUCUAUGAUCUACGAGGACUCUAUCGUUCUUCAAUCGGUCUUCACCAGUGCAAGAGAAAGGCUCGAAAACGAUGGAGACUUGGCCUUGGCUGGCAUGGAAGAGGAAAGUGAACCUGAAAACCCUGAUGAUCUGAAUAAUGGUGGUGCUGAUGACGACCAGCAAGACGACUGUGAUGACGAUGAAGAGGAAGAAGAAAGUCAAAGUAUGAAAGUGAAAAUUCGGCUGAGCAAGGGUGCUGAUGGUCCUUCCAAAAAACUAAUGAAUGUAGGUAGAAGUUUCAGUUUGGAUAUUACAGACCACUGACAACAUUGCAUGUAAAAAUGAAGGAAAGUGAAAAGGCAAAAAGGAGGAAAGGACGACCUAGCAAACGAUAUGUCAGUGAUGAUGAGGACUCAGAUGAAAGUGAUGAGUGAGAGGUGGAUUAUGAAGUUUCUAAAGAAACGGCCAAGUCUCAAGAAGGAGCUAUGUUUCCAUCGUCUUUGUAACAUUGUUGAGCUUCACAACCUGCUUAUUUAUAGUUCAAAUAGAAUAUAAUGUUAAAAUUGUACAUUGUGAGUCUCUGCAAAUUUGUAGCGUGUGUGUAAUAAUUAUUGAAUUACAACACUUUGCUUGUGAAAUUCCACUUUUUCCUAAAUAGGCUUAUUCUAAGGUGGCUUAAGUAUUACGAUAAAUAUCAUGAUUUUUAAUUAUGAA